Molecule: messenger RNA, 8738 nt
Organism: Haliotis rufescens (red abalone)
Lineage: Eukaryota; Metazoa; Mollusca; Gastropoda; Lepetellida; Haliotidae
Product: histone-lysine N-methyltransferase EZH2-like
Exons: 18
Coding region: 131-2389 (752 amino acids)
Biological process (GO): chromatin remodeling
Molecular function (GO): protein binding; histone H3K27 methyltransferase activity
Source: RefSeq, a predicted model, not a curated record
GUUGCUUGAACGACGCGACUAUAAUUAACUGGAAGCUAUGCUGUGCGAGGAGUUUGUUACUUGCAAAGCCUGAGAAGUUGGCGGGAUAGGUCGAAGAGAAAGGUGAUUGACAUAAGCCUCAGCAGAAGUUAUGUCGGCCCUGACAACAAUAGUUGCAGAAGUAACAUGUACACGAAGUGCCAGUCAGAAACAACCAGUACUGGAGAAGGAGAGGGAAGUUGUUGCAACAGACCACACCAUCCCUGGCAAACAAGAACCUAUUGACUGGAGAAAGAGAGUCAAAGCUGAAUAUAUGCGCUUAUGUCACAUGAAACGAUUGAAGAGGGCAGAUGAAGUGAAGACAUCAUUUUCUGCAAACAGAAAGCAUAUUUCUGAUGAAAUUGAAAAACAGAAUGUAUGGAUGAAACAACAGCCCUUUCAACCAUUACUUGCACCGGAGACUUUUAGUCAUGUUCCCGUUACAAGAAGGUGUGAAGUAGUCAGCGGUGUCAACUUUCCUCCCCAAACAUGCUCACUGCGGAUGAUGAAAGACCUGAAGCCAAUCCCUUGCAUGUACUGUUGGGCCCCUCUUCAGCAAAAUUUCAUGGUAGAAGAUGAAACUGUGUUGCACAACAUACCUUACAUGGGAGAUGACAUUCUGGAACAAGAUGGAUCCUUUAUUGAGGAACUUCUGAGAAACUAUGAUGGGAAGGUGCAUGGCGACCGGGACAGCAACUUCAUCAGUGAUGCCCUCUUUGUGGAAUUGGUGAAGGCUCUUGCAGUAGCUUACCCGGAUGUAGAUGAAUUGGACAUUAGUUCCAGCCCAUACCACCAAGAUGAGACACUGAAGGAUGUACCACCCACCUCGGGCUCCGCAACAUGCACUGACAUCAGACACCCAGCAGAUGUCAUAUUUGAAGCUAUUUCAAUCACAUUUCCGGAGAAGGGAUCCAAGAACGACCUGAAAGAUAAGUACAAAGAGCUGUGUGAAGCAAGUGACCCGAACAGCCUACCCCCGGAGUGUACACCCAACAUUGAUGGUGUGAAUGCUGAAUCAGUGCCCCGAGAGCAGACAAUGCAUUCAUUUCACACAUUGUUUUGUCGCAGAUGUUUCAAAUAUGAUUGCUUCCUUCAUCCAUAUCAUCCUACUCCAAGUAUGCUGAGUAGAAAAACUGCAGAUCGAAAGCAUGGAAGUGAACCAUGUGGAGGGGAAUGCUUUAUGCACAUUGAUGGAGUGGUACCUCCAAAGGACAAAGAUAAUGCUGCCUCAGACUCUGAAAAGUCCGACAAAUCUGAUAAAAGUGAAGUUUAUGAGACUGGGAGAAAAUCAUCACCUCAACAAUAUAUCAGCCGCAAACGGAAGAUGAAUGGCGGAAUCAGUAGUGGAGAAGACAGUGAGAAGAGUAAUGAUGCAACAGAUAUUGAGAUAAAGUUUCCUUUUCGAGAAGAUGCGAUUACACCCAACUGGAAUGGAGCUGAAGAAUCCCUGUUCAGAGUUCUUAAUGACAUGUACAGGAAUAACUAUUGUGCCAUCUCAAAGCUGAUAGGAACAAAGUCCUGUAAACAGGUAUAUGAGUUUGCUAUCAAAGAAGAAGCUCACAUUCCUGACCUUAAUGAAGAAAGAAUACAAACACCACCAAGGAAAAAGAAGAAGAAGCAGAAGUUGUGGUCAAUGCAUUGUCGGAAGAUCCAGCUGAAGAAGGAUGGAUCACCAAACCCAGUCUACAACUACCAGCCCUGUGAUCACCCCGGACAGCGAUGUGACGAGACAUGUCCAUGUAUUAUGGCACAGAAUUUCUGUGAGAAAUUCUGUCAGUGCAGCAAUGAUUGUCAGAAUCGGUUUCCAGGAUGUCGCUGCAAGGCCCAGUGUAAUACAAAACAGUGUCCUUGCUUCCUGGCAGUGAGGGAGUGUGAUCCUGAUCUCUGUCAAACAUGUGGAGCAGAUCAGUUUGACAGCAACAAGAUCUCCUGCAAGAAUGUCAGUGUACAAAGGGGACAAGGAAAGCACUUGCUGCUAGCUCCUUCAGACGUUGCUGGAUGGGGAAUAUUCCUGAAGGUACCAGCAGAAAAGAAUGAAUUUAUAUCCGAGUACUGUGGAGAGAUAAUAUCACAAGACGAAGCUGACAGAAGAGGGAAGGUGUAUGACAAAUACAUGUGCAGCUUUCUCUUUAACCUCAACAAUGAUUUCGUGGUGGAUGCUACAAGAAAAGGCAACAAGAUAAGAUUUGCCAACCAUUCCAUCAAUCCCAAUUGCUAUGCUAAGGUGAUGAUGGUUAAUGGAGACCAUCGUAUUGGCAUAUUUGCUAAGCGCCCGAUACAGGCUGGUGAAGAACUCUUCUUUGAUUAUAGAUAUGGACCAACUGAACAGCUGAAAUUUGUUGGAAUUGAAAGGGACACAGAAAUUGUUUGAUUCCAGCUGUUCCUAAGAAAGGAAUGAGUGGUGAUAAAUGAAUUGGAGACAUUGAUUUCGAAUUUUAAUUGACUUAGACUCUGUUCUUGUCCCAAUGAAAUAGCUAUGCUGGGAAUUGUCCUUUCUGUUGUUUAAGCCUGUUGUCUUUAAGCUGGCCCUUGAAAUACGAACUGCACUGAAUUAAUCAACCACUGGUGAUUUUUACAAAGGUUCGAUGGUCAAGGUCAGCAGAAAUGUUAAUCAAGUUGAAUUUUUACUUAUCCUGCAUUACUCCUUAAUGCAUUCACUGUUUACCUUACAACAAAAUGACAGUGCUCAGCGAUGGUCUUGGGUGAAAAAAGAUGUUUCUGUUUACAACUCCAACUUUUUGCAUGGACCAUCGCUGCUGUCAAGUGCCCUUGAUGACAAGUCACUUUCCUCACAUCACUGCCUGUCUCGUAACAGCAAAGACGUCUCUUGGCUGAGCUCAUCAAAUUGGAUUUUUUUAGACCCUUAGCUUCGGCUGUUACUCUAAAUUAUAUCUGUGAUGGGUGAUGUAUUCUUUUCAUAUUACCUUCGGGCAGUCGGGUAGCCUCGUGGUUAAAGCGUUUGCUUGACACGCCGAAGACCCGGGUUCGAUUCCUGACAUGGGUACCAUGUGUGAAGCCCAUUUCUGGUGUCCCCCACCGUGAUAUUGCUGGAAUAUUGCUAAAAGCGGCGUAAAGCCAUUCUCACUCACUCAUAUUACCUUCACUAUUUUGUGUAUUAAUAUGGGGGUGAUUUUAGUGUACAAAGACUUUCCCGCCAUUUUGAAUUUGUGUUACAAUUGUUUAUCUGCAGGGGUGGUCAAAUUGUUUGCAAUUCUUAGCUACAUAUAUAUAAUUUUUUUAUGUGUUUUUAAAUACUGGUAGCUUUGGCGUUACAUAGAGUUUGCAUGUAUCAUUUCAUUGUGUACACUUUCAAUUCGUAACAUAUUUUCCCAUAGAUAAUGGUAUAAUUUUAUGGCAAUUUUUCAACUCUCUAUUUGCAUAACAUAUGCUUGCGCUGUGUACUAAAACCUUCCUCAUCCAUGCUGUUAGGCUUGCACACAGAUUUGCUCUCCAAACUUUAGAUGUAAUUUUUGUUCAUCUCUCUCACCAAGCUAUUUAUAGACAGGUUACUCACAAACGAAUUUUGCAGCAGUCCCGUCGUGUUGCGAGGAAGAUUGUCACAGCCUGUCAUAACUACGCAACCAUUAUCUUCAGUUGGUAAUAUGGAUUCGGUAAAAGUGACUGCAGACAUUCAACCUCCUCCAAAUUCAACAUUGUGGGGGACACUGUGAGUUUAGUACCUACCUCUAAUUUUUAGGAGUAAAGGGCUUCCAGUGCUACGGUCCCUGCAACCCCGGCGCCCAUCUCACGUUGCUUCCCAACAAGCCCGUCUACGAUAACAUCAGCCUCAGGGCGACGCAUGAUCAGCUAAGUGCUGUUCCACCUACUUAUUCGGCUGAGCAGCAGUUGUAUGCUCAGCUGUCAGCAUACACUCUUGUCAGUGGCAAAUGUUGCAGGGAUUGCGCACAUCAGUCGCCAAGACCUGUAUACAGCUAUCAAUCUGGCACAUUGACAAGCUAGAGUUUCGAAACGCACAUUCUGACCAUCUCACAUAGGCAGGAGCAGCUACAGUCCACCCAACUCACAAUAUCCACCGACAACAGUACGGUGGUGUGGUGCCUGCGCAAUCAAGAGACAACUCACUCACCUCCUUCUGUAGCAGACAUUCAGGUUCUUUCAUCUAGUGGGGUGAUCAGGUAGCCAAGUGGUUAAAGCGUUAGCUUGUCAUGUCGAAGUCCCGGGUUCGAUUCCCGACAUGGGUACAACGUGUGAAGCCCAUUUCUGGUGUCCCCAGCCAAGAUAUUGUUGGAAUAUUGCUUAAAGCGGCUUAAAACCAUACUCACUCACUCUUUCAUCGAGUGGAUCAUCUGGGACUAAAAUUCAUAGUCCAGCACAUCCCCUGGUGUUGGAACAUCCUGACCAACGACCUAUUCCAGCCAGACAGACACGUGGUUCCCAUGGAGUGGAAACUUCACUACGUGGCGUUCCAACUGGUGAUUGGACAACCAAACAUUGACCUGUUUGAGAUGCACCAAAACCACUAUGAGGUAUGUCUCCCGCUCCCAGAUCUGCUGGUUUGGCCCCCUGGGAAGGGCUAAAAGCGUACAUUUUUUCGCCUCUUGUAUUACUAGUAUGAUACUAAAGUAUGAUACUAAAGUACUGUUGGAAAUGCUAGAAAACUGCUUUUUGCCUGUUAAAAAAGGAUAUAAUUUUUCACAGGCUUUUGUUAUUGAAAUAUCGAGUAACUACCGAUUGCCCUACCUGUGGUUUGAAGUAUUUCAGUCACAAGGAAUCCUAUCAACAAGUUUACAGGAGACAAAAAAAGGAAGUUCACAUUUAUUGAGUCCAAUGAUGACAGUCUGAAACGGACUAAAGAAAUAUGCGCGCGUGACUCCGUUAUAAUGAUAAUAAUGUAGUUUUCAUAAAACAUCUAAUCCACACACAAAAAUCAUUUUGAGAAAAUUCUAGAUGUGCAUCUUCUAAAAUGACAAAAUGAUGCUGCAUUGUUGUUUUUUGUUAACAUUGUUCCCAUGAUGCAUGUUUCAUUACACUUGCAUAGCCAUAACCAUGGUACAUGAUAUGGAGUCUGAACUGGGAAAUGUAUACAAGUUCUUCACACUUUAGAGAGAUAGAGGGAAACCAUGUAUUAAUUUAGAAAUACAGGCCCUACUACGCUCCUUCAGGCUUGACGAUCAGAAUACCCUGCAUGGGAUUGGAAUGCAGUACUUCGAGGUUUGCGCGGGCCUACCUUCAAGCCCCUCAACGCAUCCUCAUUUUAUGACCUCACCAAGGAAACAAUACUUUUCUUGGCAUAAGCCAUUGUGGUGCAGGUGAGCGAUUUACAAUGCAAUUGACAUCACUCGGGUCCGUUUUGAGCAUUGUACGCACGGAGCAGUACAUUUCGGGUUGUGCUGGGAUUUUAUAGCAAAGAUCAACUACUAGGCCAUCCUGAUGGUUCCUUAACUAUCCCACCAAUUUCUACGAUUGUGAUUGAGUUAAAGAUGAGGGUAAUCUCCUCUUGUGCCCGGUGCGCGCCCUUCAAGUUUUCAUCCACCGCUCCAAAACUAGGCGUGAUUCAAGGAAAUGGUUGUUCAUACCUGUAUCCCUUACGUCCACGACCCAGGUUUAGUCGCAGCACCAUAUAUCUAUGGUUAUCCUUCAGGCUUAUGAAAUCGCCUAACUUGAUCCACCGAAUAAUCCUCACCAGAUCAAGGCGUUAGCCUCUACCAUGGCAUUACAUAGUAAUUGUUCCAUUAAAACGAUCAUGGAAGGAUGCUUUUUUAGGUCCAACACAGUUGUCAUUAUCUUCGUGAUGCUGCUCUUGAAGACAUCAAAGGCGUGAACAGUUUUGGCCCUCUGGUAGUAGCCCUGGAGGUAACCAACCCUCCACACAAAUAAUGACCUUGCCCUAUACAGAGCCAGUCUACUUCCCGUCGUAUGAGACACGCCCAGUGGAAGAAAUGAAGACACGUUUUUUUUUGUCCGGCUUUGGCUGGAUGACACAGUAGGUAAAGAUUUUAGCUUUCGCUGUCAUCCUUAUUACCAAGUGUGUACAGAAGUUACCCUUUAUUUCCUAUGUUCUUUCUGUAAAUAAGAUGGAACUAACCCUACUGUUACAGCGUUAUUCUGUACUUUUUCUGCCUCACAGAUUAUUGAUAAACAUGAGUCAUUUUGUUGGGGUGUGAAUCAUUGAGGUUUUGGACAUCUGAAGGUAUACCGUCCGAUACAGAUGCAUUAAGGAGUAAUGCAGGAUAAGUAAAAAAAAUUAGUAAAAUCUCAUUUGUUUUUACAUUUGUAUACUUAUCCUGCAUUAAUAGGUCUAAGGACCCACCUGUCGCAGACUUGCCUCCCCGCUUUGGCUACAGAAACCUCAAAAGAUUGUUUUUAAGCUUGGGCGACAGGCAGUGAUGUGAGGAAGGUAACUUGCCGACAAGGUCACAUGACAGCAGCUAUGGUCCAUGCAAAAAGCAAAAGUUGAAAACAGAAACUUUUUUUUUUCACCCAAGACCAUCGCUGAGAGCUGUCUUUUGUUGUGGUAAGGUAAGCAGUGAAUGCAUUAAGGAGUAUGGUGUCAUAACUAGUAAAGUAAAGUCCUUGGCAUGUACUUUCUCCAAAUAUGUACCUGCUUUGAAAAGGUCAAAGCCACUAUUGAAAAUGUUUUUUUCAGUUUGUUAAGGUACUAGCUUUUUCAUUUACAUUGAAACCUUUUAUCUUGGUUCAAUUCCUUCCACAUCAGAGGUCAGUGGCCAUUUGUCAAAGUCAUGGUAAGAAGUAGUGGUAUAACUGCCAGAUACUUUGGUACAAUUGCUCUAAUGUUAGAGCAAGCUCAGAAUAACAGAAUAAUAAAGUAUGCUACCAACAAAAUAUAAGGUAACUGAUGAAAUCAUAUUUAAGGCGUAAUGAUGAUAAAUGUCUAAAAUUCAUUUCGGGCUGCCCACCAUUCCGCAUGAAGAGCUACCCCAAGCUUGGCCACGUUGGCGGGUGCUGGGUCUCUGGCGUACUCUCUGCCCGAGGAUAUCCUACAGAUGCUCUAUUGGGGACAUGUCAGGGGACUUAGCGGGCCAGUCCAAUGUCCGUGUGCCUUGUCGGAGAUAAUCAGUGACUACAUGGGCAAGAUGUGAUCAGGCAUUGUCAUCUUGCAGUUCGAAGUUCCUACGAAUAAUUCUAGCGAAUGGAACAAUGAUAGGACAUAUUGCUGGCCAGUCAAAAGUCCAUUCACAAUAACCAAAUCAGUUCGCCUGUCAUGUGUAGUAUCACCCGACAAAAGAACACCACCAUCCUCAUACCGAUCAUGGUCAAGAAUUGUUUUCUUGGCAUACCGGUCGCAGCUAUGCCGCCGCACGUCUGACAUCUGUAAACAUGGUGUAACACCAUUGGCUCGCAUUUGUCCCUGGUGUUGCCUAGCCCACCCCUAUUUUUUCCGCCUGUGGUAAGCUGUUAGGGUCACAUGCUUUCAGACGGGCUGCAAAGAGCCGAUUUUUCAUGAUAGAUGUUGAAAUUCGCCUCCCUGUUAUUGUACAGAAUGCUUUAUUGAUUACAGGAGCAGAUUUGAAUCUAUUGCGUAAUGGGUCGAUCUUGACUAACUGUUAUUUUGUUAGGCUUUCAACUCCCAGGCAACAUUCGGCAACUUGGGAUAUCUACACACACAGCUGUCAUACCAACAAUUCGCUUUUGUGUCUGAUCAUAGAGAUACCUUCUCGGAGUCAUUUUUAACAGCAUUAAUGAUUGUGAGUUUGCUUAUUGGUGCACACGCGCUUUGGCUUCUGUGUGCACGUGCAGCACAUGGUGUUCAUGCAUAUGUGAAUUUUGAUUGUGUUUAGAUACUAGUUCCAUUCAGUUCCAAUGCCACGGUAUUGUAAAUGUACACCUCAACAUUACCUACAUUCAUGUCAAUAGUUCACUUAUUUUUUUGUUAGUAAACAUAUGCAGGUAUUCCUUAUAUUUUCACAUCUAUUGCUUGUAGUUGUUAGGUGAUAUAUGAUCUUUUGGAUAUACUUAACAUUAUGUUAAUAAGUUGUCAAAACAGUUGAGGUAGCUGGCCUUCAUAUUUUGAGUAAUAAAUCAGGAAUUGAAAUUACCUCAGAAAAAAGACACAAGCCCAUUUAAUUCACUCACUCAGGGCACGUGGGAUUUUGGUUCCUAGUCCUUAUGAAAUAAGAGGACUUUGUCCCAUAAAUACUUUGAAAUAUUAAGACAGAAUGUAUAGAUCGGGUGAAUUCAGAAAUCACGUACAUUAUUCAUUACGAGAAAGACUAGAGAGGUUGUGUCAAAUGUCUAUACAGAAAUUUGACAGCUAGAAUCAAGAGGAUAAUACAUCAUUUACAGGGAACAUACAGGCACUACGGGCAAGUGCAAUUAUAAUUUUAUUGGCUUGAGGUAAUUUCCACUAGCUUACAUCCCUGAUAAAUUCAAUACUUUUGUGUUGAUAUUGUAGGGGGAACCAAAUAAUACAUCUUUGGCAAUUGUUUAUCACCAUAUGACUGAUCUCAAGUAAUAAUGCUGGAAAAUAUGUUUGCACAUGUUCCCUUUAAUCUUGUCACCCAAAACAGAGUAACUAGGUCCAAGUCAUAGUUUUAAUACCAUGAAAUGUCUAUCCAACAUAAAUACCAGUAAAUGAACUAUAAAAUACUUCCGGAGAUGUUUAUCACAGAUUUGUUUAUUUUUACCUGAAUGGACCUUCAUUGUCAACCAUCGUAAGGACUCAUUUCAUCAUAUUGUAACAUGUCAGUGAACAUAUAAACAUGACUAUGUAAUGUUUACAAUAAAACUGUUGAAAGAUA